This is a messenger RNA of Peniophora sp. CBMAI 1063, 1917 nucleotides long. NCBI's taxonomy places the organism in Eukaryota, Fungi, Basidiomycota, Agaricomycetes, Russulales, Peniophoraceae. The record is from the annotation of a GenBank genome assembly.
AUGACCUUCUGCGUAGUGAAACAAGUCCUUGUAUGUAUCUUCCUAAUGGGGCGUCUAGUAGCUCUGGGAGCCGCUGGCCAAGUCUUCGCGCAAACCAGUGGAUGGCGGGAACCAUCUAUCACAGUGUCUUACAACAAUCGCACCAACCUUGCGCAAAGCGCGCUGGUUGUUUUGAGCCGUCAGAUUGACUUCGAUAAUGGAACGGAUAAUUCCCUCGAUUCCCAAAGCGCCGAAUCGGCCACACUGCUGGCAACGAUGGCGCUGUACGACAUGCGCACCAGAACUCGAACCUUCCAGUCAAAUGUGACAGCAGCACUUCAGGGAUUUGCGGCAAAGGUCAACUGGACGAGCACAGCGGUAUGUGUGAUGUACUACAUGAUUGUAUUGUGGGCUGACCAUUCUUAUGCGCAGUUGAUCAAUAGCGAUCGCCUACGCUGGGGGAUGACCUUUUUUGCCGCCUAUCAAGCCUAUUCGGACAGUCAGCAGCAGCAGUUCUUCCUGAGCUCGGCCAAGUCAUCUUGGGAUGCUGCCGCUUCCGGUUUUGUCACCCAGACAGCCGCCGCAAGCGGAUCUCUUCCCGGCCUACCAGUCUUUGAAUCGACGUGUACGCCUCUAUCAGGCGGCUCGCCUGCUACUGUUGCUGGCGCUGUAUUCUGGGUAGGCCAGCCUAUCAUCAACGGAGAGACCAUCGGCCCUUGGAUAGCUCUCUCUUCAUCCUUAUACACGGCCACUUUGAACACUACAUAUCGUGAUGCAGCGGCGCUCUCGAUCCAAUUCGUCCGGAACUUUCUCUCUAAUGGUACUAUGAUUCUCGACACGUACGAGAUUCAAAGUUGCACCGUGAUGGGGCCAGGCACUUUCACGUAUAAUGGCGGCUACUUUCUACAAGGCGCAAGCAUAUACUAUAGCAACGUGUCCUCUCCGGAUGCAAAAGAUCUCGCAUACUUGAACGAGCUGACAACUUCUUUGAUCCUAUUUCCUGGCUGGACCGGAGCCGACGGCGUGAACUUUGAAGACCAGAUAACAAAUACUACGGCCGAUCUUAGCCAGGAACAACUUUCGGCGGACUGGAAAGCCAUCUUGAUGACCGGAUUGUACAAUUGUCUAUCGGCUGGACUUCUCAACGAUACCACGAUGGCUCUGGCACAGGAGUACAUAUCCGUACAGUUCAACGCUGUCCGUGAACUUGCCAACUAUUCCACCCCAGGGAUUGACGAGCAAGUAUACGGUCCGAGCUGGGUGGCACCUGCGAUCCAUUUACAACAGUAUCUUGCCUUUGGGCAACUUGCCGCUGCCGAACUCUUUACUACGGCGUUGGGCAUUGGCCCGGGGCCCGAUAGCGACCAAACUAGCUCUCCUACCGCCGCUGUAACGACAACGCCAUCUUCGCAGAUAUCUGCCAAGCAGGUCAACGUGGGAGCGAUCGUGGGCGGUGUGGUGGGCGGUGUGGGUAUUCUCAUUGGCAUCUUCGUAGGCGCUCUAUGCUGGCGUCGCAAGACGCGCCGCGUGGUCGGGCCAUUGCUGGAAGUCGAGUCGCCGGAGCCAGAGCCGUACACCGUCACAGCAGAGCAGUAUCCCCUUGCAAGGCAUUUAUCAGUCCUCGCGCCUGCCGCUACUUCUCCGGGGCGUCUCACGAAAAUGCAAAGCGCGCGAUACAUGCCGGCCAUGUCGGAAGUGAGCACCGCUCAUGAGACCCUUUCGCCUUCGGGCGAAAGUUCGAGUGGAUCGGGAGGUCCUACGGAUGGUCAGUCAAGACCGACGGCUGAGGGAAUGGUUGCCGUAGAUGCACAAGCUCUUCAGCGACUACUGCUCGGGAUAGGCGGAGCACUUUCUGAUCUCCAACGUCGCGACGGUCAUCGGCCGUCUCUGAACGCAUUGCCACCGGACUACGAAGAGUCAUCGGGAGUAAGGGCAUGA